AGUGGUCGCGAGCGUAAAAGUGCGCGCCCCGGCUCUAAAACGGUAACAGGAAGGAAGAAGACCAUGCGAGAUCAGAGAACCCUGGAUGAGAACAGGACAAGUUCAGAGUCUUUUAAUUGUAUCUGAGGAAGGGCCAGAACAAGAACUAUUACGGUGUUCAGCUAUAUUACAGUACAUAUUCCCCACUCCCCUGUAUAACUUGACAGUAUAACACCUCCCACCAUGCCAUUGAUUGUGCUGCCCACCUCCCAGCUGCUGUGGGUGCGUGUGGCUGCACAGUUGUUCUCCUGCGUGGCCUUCAGUGUGGUGGCCCGUGAGGCCUCUCUCUCCCAUGGGUUAGCAGACUGGUGUGUGUUCUGUUGGGCCUUCAGCUUCUCCAUGACCCUGCUGAUACUGCUGGUGGAGCACUUUGGCCUCCAGGCCCGAGCCCCUGUCUCCUGGAAAAACUUUCCCAUCACCAUGGCCUGCUACGCCACCCUGCUCUGCUUCUCCGCCUCUGUCAUCUUCCCUGUCUACUUCCUCAAGGGCCAGCAGAACCACGGGGAGGCCCGGGACAGACGCAUCGCCUCCACCGUCUUCUCCUGCCUGGCCACCGUGGCCUACCUGUGGGAGGUGACCCUGACGCGGGCGCAGCCGGGCGAGGUGGUGGGCUACAUGGCCACGUCUCCAGGCCUGCUCAAGGUGUGCCAGACCUUCGUGGCCUGCAUCAUAUUCAUGCUGGUCAGCGACCCGGUGUCGUACGAUCAUCACGCAGCGCUCAAGUGGUGCAUGGCGGUCUACUGUGUCUGUUUCAUCCUGUCGGCAGCUGUGGUGGUGCUGUGUGUCGGGGAGUGUACCGGCUUUCUCCCGUUCCCCUUCGCACGCUUCCUGUCAGCCUAUGGCCUGCUGGCUGUUGUCAUGUACCUGACCGCCACCAUCAUCUGGCCCGUGUUCCAGUUUGACAAGAGUUACAGCCACAUCCAAACCCGGCAGCAGCCAACACUGUUGAUGGUUGCAGUUCUCACCGCUCUCAACUUCCUGCUCUACCUGGCAGAUCUGGCUUACUCUGCACGCCUGGUUUUUGUCAGUGUGUGAGGGAGGAGGGGGAGAGAUUGGAAGGGAAGGAGAGGGAGGUGGGACAAAAACUACUGUGUAUAAUUAAUUCAGUUGUGAAAGUAUUUCUGCGUUGCCUUUAUCUUCAACAAGCAUCUCUUCAAAGGGGAUGACACUCUAGACCCAAACUGUUAUAGACCUAUAUCCAUGCUGCCCUGCCUUUCUAAAGUCUUCAAAAGCCAAGUUAAUAAACAGAUCACUGACCAUUUCGAAUCCCACCAAACCUUCUCCGCUGUGCAAUCUGGUUUCCGAGCUGGUCACAGGUGCACCUCAGCCACGCUCAAGGUACUAAGCGAUAUCAUAACCGCCAUUGAUAAAAGACAGUACUGUGCAGCCGUCUUCAUCGAUCUGGCCAAGGAUUUUGACUCUGUCAAUCACAAUCACCACAUUCUUAUCGGCAGACUCAACAUCCUUUGUUUCUCAAA
Messenger RNA from Oncorhynchus kisutch (coho salmon), 1517 nucleotides. Its product is annotated as myeloid-associated differentiation marker homolog. NCBI's taxonomy places the organism in Eukaryota, Metazoa, Chordata, Actinopteri, Salmoniformes, Salmonidae. The transcript is spliced from 2 exons. The coding region runs from base 223 to 1074 and encodes 283 amino acids. The record is from RefSeq and is a predicted model, not a curated record. Gene Ontology annotation, cellular component: membrane.